AUGCGGGAGCUGUUGGGCCGCAAGCGGGAAGGCCAGCGGUGGGCUGGGGGUAGUAGGACCAUCGGGGAGCCAGCAGGUGGCGGGAAAGCCGAGGGCCGGCUAGCGGUUGAGCGGCGACCGGGGGCCGAGGAGUUGGAGGCCGGCGUCGGCGGAGGCUGGGGGCUGAUAGGGAGCCGCGUGGGCCAGAGGAUCGGCGGGGGCCUGGGAAGACUGCUGGUGGCUGUUGUACGGGCCUGCAACAUGGCAGGGGCCCCAUGGGCUGCAGGCGUUGGUUGGGGAGCUGAGUGGCGGCCAGGGAGCAGAGCACGGUGGCGGGCGGCUGGAGACCGACGACGGGGAGCAGAGCAUGGCGGCAAGCGACCGGGAGACAGCAGGGGGCCGGAGAUCGACGGCGGGGGCCAGGGUGCAGAGCCGACUGGGGGUUGA
Messenger RNA from Cryptomeria japonica (Japanese cedar), 426 nucleotides. RefSeq lists its product as uncharacterized. Lineage: Eukaryota; Viridiplantae; Streptophyta; Pinopsida; Cupressales; Cupressaceae. Bases 1 to 426 code for a protein of 141 amino acids. The transcript has 2 exons. The record is from RefSeq and is a predicted model, not a curated record.